AUGCCUCCUCGUCGUAAGAGGUAUAGGAAGCCCGGGUCAGGUGGUGAUGGCUCAUUCUUCAAGAGGAUGCAGCGACUCAGUAGUCAACAUCAUCAGCCAUCUCUCGACGUGCUUGAUGCAACACUGAAGGAGAUCUUCUUCGACUCUCGCCCGAAGCCUCGUCCUGUGUCGAGUCGAUCAGUUCUUGCUCGGCCCUGUGAGGACUUGUUAGCUCCACUGCCCCUCGAGACUAUCGCUGUAAUAGCGUCCUUUCUACCUCUAGUGCCAGACGUCCUCAACCUGCAGUGCCUCUGCCAACGGACCCGAGGCUUGCUGCCUAGAGUCGUCCAUGCUAUGACAAGUGUAGUUUUGCCGGGAGAUGUGCGGUCAUGCCUGCACUUUCAACGCAUCAUCGCUAGCAUUGCCCCUUUCGUCGAGCGCCUCUCUUGCACUUCUGAGGGAGUGACGAACCCUCUGAUCUGGUCGGCAGUGUCAGCGGGCUUACCGCCCAUGCCUAGGCUGGUCCAUCUACAGCUGUCGGAGCUGCCCGACAGAGUAGUUGCCACACGCCUUAGUUUCCCCCCUCUCCUGCGUACUUUCAAGUAUGAUGGAACAGAUCCUGUGAAUUGGUCGUUUUUAGCCGACCUAGUAGGUAGGGUCCGCACAUUAGAUUCCCUCGAGAUUCGAGGCUUCGCCCACGGUGCACCCGGCGACAAGAAUUGGUUGAAGGGGAGGUCUUGGCGUGCGCUACGUAUGGAUGUGGUACUGCAGGAUAGUAGAGCGCCUACCCUUACCUUUCCUAUGUCCGAGAGACGUAGGAGAGCCAUCGAUGAUUUCACGGCCAGCCUCAUUGUAGCGGUGGAGGGCUCGGCAGAGACUCUACAACGAUUCUCCUUUGCCGAACCGUGCAAUACGGCCCUUCUAGAUUCAUUGCAGCGAUGUGAGAAUCUCGAGCGACUAAGUGUUCAGGUGGAUAGGCGGCGAGCUACCAAGAUUAUACCACUACUGGGUGGUGGCACCCUGCGCAGCAUACGGCUAGCGUUUCCUGUUCUAUGCCACAUGAGUCUCAGACAGAGGAGUGAAGCAGAUGGAAGGGUUGAGGAAGCGCUUGCCAACCUUGCCACCUAUCAUACUCUGCGCGAGGUAGUAAUCGACGGCUGUGGCACCUUAUUGGAGUUAUCUGGAACUUCUAUGAGGGCUCUGAGCGGGAUUGUUAUCACAUCUCUGGAACUGUUGACUGUGGACGUUACAGUCGGUGACCUGGCGGAGCUCGGUGGGGCACUAACAUCCCUUCGAGACUUCACUAUCCAAGCGCCUCGGCUGGGACGGGAUCCGGAAACUUACAGAUUCAUCCGUAAGUCAUGUCCGAAUCUGCGAAAGUUGGAGGUUCCAGUAGAAGGUCUUGCUGACCCCGCAGUUUGUGAGGAGAUCGCUAGGCUUCGGAGCAACGGUGUGAAGGUGUACUGAAAAUUAUGUCCAUUA
This is a messenger RNA of Perkinsus marinus ATCC 50983, 1461 nucleotides long. RefSeq lists its product as hypothetical. The record is from RefSeq and is a predicted model, not a curated record. The transcript has a single exon. NCBI's taxonomy places the organism in Eukaryota, Perkinsozoa, Perkinsida, Perkinsidae. Bases 1 to 1446 code for a protein of 481 amino acids.